AUGUCGGAUAAAUCGAACAAAUAUUUACGCAAAGAUAGGUCCAGAUUAUAUGAUGGGUCUGAAAGAACAAGUUACGUUAGCCUGGGUUCUAGAAGAACCUUGAUGAGGGGCUUAUCGCGACUGAGCACUAAUAGAACUUCUUUCAGCUCUUCAGUUACUGUUGAAAACGAGCAACAGUGCCAAGAUAUACUUUGCAAGAGAGGCCUUUUUAAAAGAAUUUUCUAUAAUAAUUUUAACAAUUUAUUCAAUAAAAGUUUGUUUAUACUAGUCAACUUUUCUAAUCAGCUAUUUAAUUUAAAAUUAUUAUUAAAUAUUAUUUUAGAUUUAAUGUAUUGCAACAAUAACUGCAAUAAGUACGGGACAAUACUGUUAAUUAUGUUUAUCAUAAACUUGAUUAUACUGAUUAGCGUUUUCCUAAUAAAUGAUCCUGUUACCUGUAAAAAGGAGCUCACCGGUUACAAAGUUGGGAUUGAGCAUUCGGUAAUGAUCGGUUCUGAAGAUUGCAAUUUGAAUAAGAACGAAAAGCUAAUAAACUUUGAUGAAAUCUACGUUUACUAUAAGCUGUUCAAUUACCCUUUCCACUUUUCAAGUGUUUAUAAACUGCUUAGCAAAAUGCAAAUAUCCGGAAAAAUCUCACGUAAUCACGGUGAUUUACAAUACUGUAAUACAUAUACCAAGAUUCUGAUCAAUGGGGUUAAUAGAAUCUUGAAUCCAUGCGGAUCACAUUUGGUUAACGUGUAUAAUGACCAGUUCAAGUUCUUUUCCUCAGUAAGCGAUAAAGACAAUAAAAAGGUUAUCAAAGAAGAAGAAAUUGAACUGAAUGAAUCAAGUGAAGCAUUAACAAAUAAUCAAGAGUUCGCAUUCAUCAAGAAUGUCUCAAAAGAAGAUAAAUUAAAUUUCAAUGAUUAUUAUUGGUUGGAUGACGCACUUGAAUAUUCAAAUGACUAUAAAGUUGGACUGAAUAAGAAUUAUGAUCUGAUUAAUGGAUGGAAUAAAGGAAAUAAGAUCUCUAAGCAGUUGAAUACAGAAAAAUCAGGUUCAGGUGUGAGGAAUGGUCAUUUUAUACAAUGGCUAACUCCGCCUCCGUUCCCAACCUUCACAAAGCUGUACGGAAUUUUAAAAGGACCCUUAGAACUUCCUCUCAAGCUACAGUUUAACAACAACUAUGAUGUUACCCUCUAUGGUGGAAAGAAGUUUAUUAUUUUGAAGGCCUCGAGAUUUAACAUGGGUCACCUCAUCACGUUUAGGAUCUUGUUCUCAAUAUUCACUGUCUUAUCCCUCAUUUUUGCACUCAUAAUGUUACUAUAUAAACCGAAGAAUAUGUACAGUAUAUUUAAUCUCUUAUAA
Molecule: messenger RNA, 1347 nt
Organism: Theileria annulata
Lineage: Eukaryota; Apicomplexa; Aconoidasida; Piroplasmida; Theileriidae
Exons: 3
Coding region: 1-1347 (448 amino acids)
Cellular component (GO): plasma membrane; Golgi apparatus; endoplasmic reticulum
Source: RefSeq, a predicted model, not a curated record